Molecule: messenger RNA, 2397 nt
Organism: Rhagoletis pomonella (apple maggot)
Lineage: Eukaryota; Metazoa; Arthropoda; Insecta; Diptera; Tephritidae
Product: centrosomal protein of 135 kDa-like
Source: RefSeq, a predicted model, not a curated record
CUAUUCACAGUUUUCUUAUUAGCAGCUGUGAGCGCAAUAUUUAAUUUUCGGCGGCUUGUUUCAAAAAAAAAGGUAAUAAUAAUUGCCCAAUUGGUGAGGAGCUUUUACAUUUUUAAUUAGGAUGAGCGCCAGCGAUGGGAUUUUUAAUAACUUACGGCAAAAACUUGAUGUUUUGGGUUACACACAAACAUUGCCAUUGGCUGGUAUACCGUUGGUUGGAGCGCUCUUCGAAGAUUUGGUCAAAUCCACGGAGAGUCUACGAGAUGCCAAGAAAAAAAUUGUCGACUUGUUAGAGGAAAAGGCAUGUUGGGAGUUGGGAGUUGAACCAUACAAGUGUGACAAUUCACGCCUGUUAGCUGAGUGCAAUCAGCUGCAUCAACAGAGUUUAAAGGAUCGAGAGGAAUAUGAACAGCGUAACUUCGAAUUAAGUCAGAAAAUCCGUAACCUUGUUACGGAUAAAAUCCACUUAGAGGAGCACUGCCAACAGUUGCAGCAGCAACUUGCAUCAUUGCUAGCAAAACAGCAAAGCUCAUCAUUUGCGCCCAAUAUGAAAAAUGCUAAAGAUAAAGUAAAGAAACCUUUUAUUAGCACAGUGCGUUCUGGCGAACGUAUACCACCACUUAUGGACAAUGCUAGUAAUUUACGAUGCACUAAAUGUAACACACAAACUAUACACUCGCAUGCACUAAAUGGUGGCGGUAGUGCCCCCAGCGCAGCAUUGAAAAUUGAGUUGGAAAAGUUAGAGAAUAGAGUAAAAGAUUUAACAGAGCAAUUGGAGUUCUAUAAACGAAAGAUUGAAUCGCGUGAUCGCGAAAUACGUCGCUUGAAUGAUCUACUUAUUGGUGGUCGCCCUCCCGCAGCACUUGCAAAGGACUGCUGUUUCAAAGAUGUGCGUGGUUUGUCCGAAGAUAUAGAAUUAUUGCAGCGAGAGAAAUCUCAGAGUUUGAAUAGGGUACGUGAGUACCAGGAACAAAUGCAUGAGGCCAUGGAACGUGCACUUUCGUUGGAGACCCAGAACAAGCAGUUGCAGAGGGAGCUUGAUGAAUUGAAAGAAGCGGCGCUGUCCGUGGAAACACAAGCAAAUACGGAAAUUGCACAGCGUGAAGAAGAGGUGGAAGAGUUGCAAAAAGAGUUGAAGAAACUGCGCUCAAGGCAAGAGAGGGUUGGCGAUAAUAGAACGCAGGUAGAUAGGAGAACCGAUGGCGUGGGACAUGGCAAUGCAUGUGAGACAAGCGCAGUUGCUACGCUGCAUGCAGACAAACGACGCCUAAAUGAACGCAUCAACGAGCUUACACAGCGCGAUACGGAACUGAAGAGUGAAAAUGAGCGCCUGCAGAAGAAAGUAAUCAAAUUCAAAGGAAAAAUACAUGGCAUGCAAAAAGAGCUUCAAGAUAAUGUGCAACAAAAAGAACAACGAAUCGACGAAGAUAAAGUUAGAAUCAAAUCUGAGCGCGACUUUUUCCAAAAAGAAUACUUGCGUCUGAUAAGUAAGGCCGGUUCAGAAAAGGAAAUUGACUUCCUACAAUCGCAAAUAAAAUCUAAGGACGAUGAACUUCGUUUGCUGCGCGCUGAGCUUUGUCUACGCCAACAGGAACACCUACUGCCGACGGUUGCCACAGCAAAUGCGGCUAAAAUUACCGCUCUAACUGAACGCUGCGACUUCAGACAAGCGCCACUAGCCAGCGCACGUUCCAAUAACUCUACUAAGUCCACAUAUAGUGCCUCAAGUAAUGAUUGCGUACAAGCUGUGGUCUUGCGAGCAGAGCGUGAACGUGAUUGCGCACGCGCUGAAUUGGAACGUGUUCGUUGCGAACGUGAUACGCUACGCGAAAAGCACGUGUCCAUGCUGCAAGCGCAAGCGAUGGAUACUCAAAAGUCCCAAGCACAUCUAAGCGAGCUGAAUGCGCGCAUACGACAGUUAGAACGUGAAAAUCGUGAUUUGAAUUCAGCGCGCGUACCAAGUGAAACGCAUAUUGUAUUGCUCAAGGAGGAAAUUGAAGAAUUGAAGCGAAGGCUUUUUGAAUUGCAAGAGGAAAACUCUAAGCUGCGCACCAAUCAAAAUCAGAUGAAAAUUUUGAAUGAGCAAAGAGAACGCACGCUUCAGGAAUGUCAAAGUAAGCUUACCAUAGCAGAGCGGCAGUUGCAAACCGCAGAUACGCGUUUAAAUGAUUUGGAUACAAAUCGUGAGACGACACAUCGUGAAGCUACACAGCUGCGCAAUGAAGUUGCUGCAUUGAAGAAAACUUAUGUGUCGCUUGAAAAUGAGAAAGAUAAAAUAUUGCAACAAUUAGAUGCCAAAACUGAACGUGCCUACCAGUUAGAGUUUGAACUUAAGAUUUGCAAGGAGAAACGAAUUGCUUUGGAAAAGGAAGUUAAAGAUUUAGAGGAUCAGUUAAG